Messenger RNA from Daldinia loculata, 1894 nucleotides. RefSeq lists its product as uncharacterized. The record is from RefSeq and is a predicted model, not a curated record. The coding region runs from base 440 to 1567 and encodes 375 amino acids. NCBI's taxonomy places the organism in Eukaryota, Fungi, Ascomycota, Sordariomycetes, Xylariales, Hypoxylaceae. The transcript has a single exon.
GGUAUGUUCGACAAUAGGCUACGAAAGUCCGGAAGUGUAUUCUACAAGAUAUAUAUUAUAUUAACGACGCCGCAGCCUACACACUACGUAGAAAGAAAACUCGCAAAAACCUUGCCUUUACGCGGUAUGAAUUUAAUCCCUGGACCACCAAGACACCUAGGAUGAGGAGCUCCUGGCUAUAAUAGUAGUCCAGUCCCAACAGUUGUACUAUCACUUCUUACUCGCGCUCGUAUAGCAUUAGCGAAGAGCGCAACAUUGAUAGUCAUACUACGCCUUGAACAUCAUAUUUAAUACUGUCGACUUCGCAUGUACCGAUAAUCCUUAAUUACUUGGAUCAUGAUCGAAACUCGACCAGGCAUGGGCCCAGUCUCCCCUGACACGCUUGCCUACACAGGCUCGGCGUUAGAUGCUCUCGAAGAAUUAGCUAAAACACAGAAAUAUGUCGAGUUGCUCCACGCGGCGCAUUCUUUGUGGUGCGGCGGUUCGUGUUCCCGCAGCAUCGAGUGCAAAUUUCUUCAUUAUAAGAUGCCAAAGUCCCAGGCUCCUGAGGAACCGACAUUGGUCCCAAGUCAUCGCUAUAACAAACACACGGCUAACUAUUUUACUCUCAUGGGCGGUGAGGGUUAUGAGCCGGCAUGCCGAGGGUAUUUGGGAUAGUAUCAUACUCCGAACGCACAGUGCCGGCACAUACCCCUGUAUGAUCAUAAUCUCCCGGAUAGCAAGCUUAAGGUUGCUAAAAGAAAACUGGAUUUUUGGUAGCUCUUCCAAUUCUUGUAUUUCCAUGGACCUGGCCAAAUCAGCUGCGCGUAUUUACCAAGUGGAUAACCACCAGCCGACUAUCAGUUUUGGGGAGCAGAGUAUGCAACCGACUCUUGAGAGAAGGCGAAAGAUUGGAUAUCAUUCAGUAUAUCUUGACAUGAUGGAUGACUUGGUCAACACUGGUUGCCCAGAACCUCUACUACACGCUUCCGGCACUUUUCUCGGCGUCCAGCUAGUCCAUCGAUAUUGGGAACGUAGCUUGGGUUGUCGAAUCCCGAUUCACCCAGCUAUGGCCGAUACCCUACGUAGCAUUUACGGGGAUGAGCCGACGGACGCGCGAUUGGAUGGUCUCUUUCACUUGCGCUGGCUGGUGAGCGGCUAUGAUACAAAGCAGAAGGCCAGAGCCAAACCCACGCUCUGUCCAGACCUGCUAGCUGCGUGCUUGGAACGCCAGCGACAGCGGAAGUCCGUGUGGAAGCCUGACUAUGCCAAUAGCUCAGACUCUAAACUCCUAAUUUAUAGUCCAGAUGAUGGCUCAGAUGCCAACGAGUGGAUCGCAGGCGUUCACCAGUUGUCGCAGCGGGCCAACAACCCCAAAGAAUUGCAGAAGCUGCUGACUUCUCUUAUAGUGGUAAACUCAACGCGGUUGUCUAUUGACCAGCUAAAUGCUGUUGGCUCACAGGAUGACAUUUGGGCUCUGUGUAUGGCCUGCAAGGUUGAUUGCAGUAAAGACUGCGAGUGGCUGGCGUUCGCCAAGUAUAUCUGGAAACAGUUCUGUUCUGCUUCUCACCCCUCUCAAGCAAUCUAAAGGGGUAGAAUCGAAUAGCACAGCGACGAGACCUAAGGAUCCAGAAAUUAGGCCCAUGGAGGAACUGGCUUCGCAUUUCCACAAGCUAGGUUCUUUUACAAGCUAGGGCUAAGGAUAUAUCAUGUUUAUGAAUGAAUGACGUUUUCCUUAAUCUAUCGUGGGGUGGACGGCUUUGGAUCGCGAAUCUUAAGCUAACUUAGAGAACAAUAGAGGUUAAUAGUGUGUUUGAAUCGAAAUCUAACUUUGAUAAAAAAGUACUAAACAGUGUUUUGCUCUCAAGCUAUAGUUUCGUAUUCGAAGGUCUAAGUGAUAAUUACCUAGUAUAAG